AUGUCCGCCUCGGUAAAUGCACCCAAGAAACUCCUGAUAUUUGGAGCUUCUGGCCUGGUCGGGAGCCGCAUCACCAAAGCCAUAGUUCAGAACAAGAAGAGCUUCGACAGGAUCGCCAUCUUCACAUCGCCAAACACCGUGCAGACAAAAGGCGAAUUCAUCGACUGGUUGAAGGGCGAGGGCGUGGAGAUCAUUCAGGGAGACGCAACGAAUGCCGAGGACGUCAAGAAGGCAUAUAAAGACAUCGACACGGUGAUAUCGGCCGUGGGACGCAACGCGAUCGAGACACAAGUGGAAUGGAUCCGUCUAGCAGACCAGGAUCCCGGAGUCCAGAGAUUCUUCCCUUCGGAAUAUGGCACCGACAUCGAGUAUGGACCCAAAUCGAUUGACGAGAAGCCGCACCAGAAGAAAAUCAAGGUGCGCGCAGCCAUCCGCGCCGCGAAGAACCUCGACCAUACCUUCCUCGUGACUGGACCGUAUGCCGACGGCGAUGGAGGCCUGUAUUUCGGUACCGGCCGCGCCGGAAAGGAAGCGGGCCAUUUCGACGUGAAGAACAAAGAGGCCACGCUGCUGGGGGACGGAAACUUGAAAGUCAGCUUCACGACCAUGAAUGACGUGGGAAAACUACUGGUCCUCGCUCUGCUUCAUCCCGAGGAGAGUCGGAACAAGGCUCUGAAGGUCAAUUCGUUCACCACCACCGACCGGGAGAUACUAAGUGAAUUCGAGAAGCAGACCGGUGGGGAGCCGUGGAAGGUGUCCUACACCAGCGUGGCCGACCUGGAGAAGUCAGAAAAGAAAGCGUGGGAGGACGGCGUGCCCUAUGCUACUCUCUUUACUUUGAAGCGCAUUUGGGCCGAAGGUGGCACUCUUUAUGAGAAGAGAGAUAAUUACCUGAUCGAUGGAGAGUCAGUUGUUGAUACGCUGCAAGAUGCUGUUGCACGAUCCAUCAAGGUCCAGACAGCAUAA
Messenger RNA from Exophiala bonariae, 966 nucleotides. RefSeq lists its product as uncharacterized. The transcript is spliced from 3 exons. NCBI's taxonomy places the organism in Eukaryota, Fungi, Ascomycota, Eurotiomycetes, Chaetothyriales, Herpotrichiellaceae. The record is from RefSeq and is a predicted model, not a curated record. The coding region runs from base 1 to 966 and encodes 321 amino acids.